This is a messenger RNA of Solea solea (common sole), 2130 nucleotides long. It is a transcript of the gene htr3b, whose product is annotated as 5-hydroxytryptamine (serotonin) receptor 3B. Gene Ontology annotation, molecular function: neurotransmitter receptor activity; extracellular ligand-gated monoatomic ion channel activity; transmembrane signaling receptor activity. The transcript is spliced from 9 exons. Lineage: Eukaryota; Metazoa; Chordata; Actinopteri; Pleuronectiformes; Soleidae. The record is from RefSeq and is a predicted model, not a curated record. Gene Ontology annotation, cellular component: postsynaptic membrane; neuron projection; synapse. Gene Ontology annotation, biological process: monoatomic ion transmembrane transport; signal transduction; nervous system process. Bases 685 to 2052 code for a protein of 455 amino acids.
AAGUGGUUUAACAAAUUAGAAAAUAAAUAAAUUAUUACAAAAUUGAUUGACGUGGGGUUUUAUUAUAUUUAAAUGUGUCCAGGAAACCCUUUUGCUCUACAUAUUGUCAAGUGCAUUCAAUAUUUUGUGUUUUUCACCAGCAAAGAGAAAAUCUAUCUAUACCGUAUCUCCCAUAUUUUCUUUAUGCAAUUUGGAAACAACCGCUUUUCCUUAAAGAAAACUUACAGAAACAAACAGUAUUUCCUGUAUUUGUACAUGCAAAUGGAACAAAUAUUGUCAUUAAUCCCCAUUAGGACGUGCCCUGACAAACAUGCUUGUGUGUGACCUGAGCUGCACAAUUGCUACGGAAGUUCAACAAUGACCAAUGAAUUUAAUCACAACAUGCAGAUGUAUGUAAAUCUCUGCCGUGAAGCAAUAAACAAGCACCAAACAAACCUCCAGGGAGUUUCCUUCUCCAGUUCUUCCUUAAUAUACGUAUCACAUUACUCGGCCAGUGGAAAAUCAAUAUCAGUGGAGCCAAAAUCUCUGUGCUACUCUGUUCAUUGCUGUUUUUUCUGCACUCUGUGCUGCUGCAGUUGAAGCUUUUCAAUGAGCCUGAGGAUAUUUGUGUGUAAACAGGGCAGAUGUUUGGAUGCAACACCUGGAUAACACCUGUAAUCUGGAGCAUUGAUUUAUUUCGGCUCGAUGUCGCUCAUUUGGCUGAUGCUGCUGUUCUCAGCCCAUUUGUCCGAAUGUGUGCCAGAGAAGCCAAAGAGGUCAGCGCUGAACCAGCUGACCAGGACCCUGCUGAGACAAUAUGACUGCGGCGUCCGGCCUGUUCACAACUGGACCAGUGCUACCACAGUCUCCAUAGACCUCAUACUGCAGUCUGUCCUUGGAGUGGAUGGAAAAACACAGAGUAUGACAAUUAGUAUUUGGUACAGACAGAUCUGGACCGAUGAGUUCCUGGUUUGGGAUCCAGAGGAGUUUGAUGGCAUCACAGAAAUCUCGCUGUCAUCAGAUGCAAUCUGGAUUCCUGAUGUCAUCGUCAGUGAACUUGUGGAUGGAGGGAAAUCUCCACCGAUCCCUUAUGUUUACGUCAACUCCUCCGGCUCAGUGAAGAACUAUCGGCCCAUGCAGGUGGUGCUGGCCUGCAGCCUGGAGAUGUACGCGUUUCCCUUUGACAAGCAGAACUGCAGCCUCACCUUCCGCAGCUGGCUGCACUCAGUUAAUGAAAUAGACCUCUCUCUGUGGAGGAGCGCGGAGGCCAUCGCUAAUGACAAGAGGGAGUUCAUGAAUGACGGGGAAUGGGAGCUGCUGUCCAUCCCUUCACGCUACUGGCAAAUCCACCACGACAACACCGACUACGCACACAUCCAGUUCAAUGUUUUGAUCCGCCGGCGCCCCCUGCUGUACGUGGUGGGUCUCCUCAUACCCAGUAUCUUCCUCAUGCUGGUGGAUGUGAUCAGCUUCUAUCUGCCUCCGGACAGUGGCGUACGCAUCGCCUUCAAGAUCAGCAUACUGUUGGGCUACACCGUCUUCAGAGUCAACCUGACGGACGAACUGCCCUCCUCUGCUGUCACGACUCCUCUUAUCGGUGUGUUCUUCGUGGUGUGCAUGGCCAUGCUGAUGCUCAGCCUGACCAAAUCCAUACUGGUGGUGAAGCUGCUCCACCACAGUGAGAAGGAGGUCAGGGAAAUGUCGGUGUCCGCCUGCCUGCUGGACAAGUACGGCUCAAGUGGUCACGACUUCGACGACAGCGCUGUGACCUCUGUCAAAACCCUUGAACACAUCAACGCGAGUGAUGAUUAUGAGCUGGACUCCUCACUGGAGGGUGAUUUGCUGUCCCUGACUGAGAUCCAGGAGGUUUCUCCUGGGCCGGAAUGGCUCCUCCAGGAGCUGAUUUCCCUUCGCUUGGCUCUAUCCCAGGAGGACAGCGAGUCCGCAGCUCAGGGUGAUUGGCUGGCCCUGUGUUCAAAGCUCGACUGUUUGCUGUUCCGUCUCUACCUGUUGGUGCUGGCCCUGUACGCUGGUACUCUGCUGCUGCUCUGGGCCACCUGGAGCUUUGCCUGAACUCAUGCUCAAAGACUUUGUUGAUUUUUACUGAACAGAACAAGCUUCUUGUGUGAUGAUGUUGCCGGAUGCAGAUCU